Messenger RNA from Nycticebus coucang (slow loris), 4115 nucleotides. It is a transcript of the gene EVI2B, whose product is annotated as ecotropic viral integration site 2B. Gene Ontology annotation, biological process: regulation of stem cell division; positive regulation of neutrophil differentiation. Bases 2296 to 3624 code for a protein of 442 amino acids. The transcript has 2 exons. Lineage: Eukaryota; Metazoa; Chordata; Mammalia; Primates; Lorisidae. The record is from RefSeq and is a predicted model, not a curated record.
AGUACCUUUGUAAAAACAAAAUUACUAGGGUACUAUUUUUACAUUUGACAUUCUGGUCAAACAUUUUCUCAACAGAGAAUUACUACUGCAGGAAUACUAAAAAUUCGCCACUCACUAUUGGCUAUUAAACACACACCCUCAGAAUGACACCAUCCAAUGACAGUUCAUAAAUAAACAGAAGUUUUCUAAACUUGUAUUUAAAGAUGUUAAGUAAGAAAACUUUUGACUUUAAAAUUUAAGUCAUUUUUUGAGGACACUGCAGCUCACACCUGUAAUCCUAGCACUUGGGAGGCCCAGGCCCAAAUUUUCCAGACCUGCCUGAACCAGAGUGAGACCUCAUCACUAAAAAUAGCUGGGUGUUGUAGUGGGUGCCUAUAGUCCCAGCCAUGUGAAAGGCAGAAGCAAGAGAAUCCCUUGAGCCCAAGAGUUAGGGGUUGCUGUGAGCCGUGAGUACUCCACGAAGGGCACCAAAAAAAAGAAAAAAAAAAAAUUAAAUCAUUUUUGAACAAGAACACUUUAAUUUCUAUCCCUGGAUCGAAAAUCCCAGUUUUAUCUAGGGAUUUAAAAAUAGCGAAUCUGCCAGGUACGGUAGCUCACACCUGUAAUCCUCAUACUCUGGGAGGCCAAGGUGGGUGGAUUGCCUGAGUUCAAUGGUUCAAGACCAGCCCAAGCAAGAGUGGGUCUUCGCAUCUAAAAAUAGUCGGGCAGCCGGGUGUUGUAGCAGGCGCCUGUAGUCCCAGCUACUUGAGAGGCUGAGGCAAGAGAAUCACUUGAGCCCACAAGUUUGAGGUUGCUGUGAGCUUUGACACCACAGCAUUCUACCAAGGGUGACAAAAUGAAACUGUCUCAAAAAAACAAACGAAAAGAAUGACUCAAAAGCUUUAUAGCAUUUUGAUUCUACUCUGCCUUAUAGGACCCCUUUAAAAACAAACAAAAGAAAAACUAUUCUUUUUGUACCAAGAGGUAAGUACCUUGAAAAAACUAGGUCAUAAUGAUCUGUGUUCCUCUGCAGUGACGGGGUGAGCAGCACAUUGCUUAAUACUGUUAUCUACUACAAUGUGCACUUUAUAUUUACUUAACUUCACAAUAAACUUAUAAAUUAGGAAUUAUGAUGUGUUUUUCAGGAGAAGAACAAGGCUCUGACUCGCUCAAAUAAAUUCAUAUUCAGAUGGACUCAUACCUUUUUUUUUUUUGAGACAUAGUCUCUGUUGUGCCUACUGAAGUGCAGUGGUGCUGUAACAACUCACCGAAACCUCAAACUCCUGGGCUCAGGUGAUCCCUUUACCUCUACCUCCCAUGAUCCUCCUGCCUUAGCCUUCUAAGUAGCUGGGGCUAUAGGCACAUACCACCACACCUGGCUAAUUUUUUCUAUUUUUCGUAGAGCCUGGAGUCUCACUCUUGCUUAGGUUGGUCUUGAACUCCUGAGCUCAAGUAAUCCCUUCCACCUUGGCCUCCCAGAGUGGUUAUUAUAGGCAUGAUCCACUGUACCUGGCCUGGACUUAUACUCUUUUCAAUACACUUUGAUUGGUUAAUUUUUAUUUUAAAAAUAAUCCCCAAUUUAUUUUAUUUUCCACUGAGAAGAACCUACUUUGUGGAUAAUCAAAUAAAUAGUUGUGAGCUUGAACUAAAAAAUCAUUUAGUAAAGUAUUUGGUCAAAAUAAUUUAAUUGUAAUUUUACCUGAGCUUUGCCUAUGUUAUGUAUGAGAGAAUAGUAUUUACUGGUUGCCUACUCUGUAAGAGACAUUUAUACAUGUUAUAUUAUUGUUAAUUCUCACAAUAACCCGAUAAGGGAAAUAUUCCUUCAGAGGAGGAAAUAAUGACUCAGAAGUGGAGCAACCUGCCUAAGGUCAUACAAACAAGCAAACAGAACACAUCACUCACGUCUUAUAAAGAAAUCUCACUAUGGGUGCAGCUUUUCGUUAGAACAUGAUUUCCUCUUCAGGGCUCCAUUCUAAAUAGUUUAAUUAUAUGAUCACAUUAUGAGAGUCUCAAAUGUGUAUUUACAAACAUUGACUACGAACACUCAAAUCAUAUAGUUCCACUGCAUUUCAAAGUCUAAGUUCUGUUAGAGCAGUACAUUUCUCCGUCAUUUUGCGGCUUAUUGCACUUCCGGAACCAGAUAUUGAUAAACUUCCUCUUUUACAGAAAGUAUUUCAGUUUGCAAGAGGAUCAUUUUUAAUCUGACUUGAAUCAUCCCUUGUACUUUGUUAGCCAAAUCACCAAAAUGUCCAGUUAGAACAAGAAUUUAGCAUUCUGCAAAAGAAGUUAGCAGCUGAGGAGGAGGAACAUUCUGAAAUGGAUCCCAAGUAUUUCAUCUUAAUGUUGUUUUGUGGACACCUGGAAAACACCUUUUCCUCAAAGACAGAGGAAACUACAACCAAGAUGCAGCCACAGCCUGCCUCAUUUAGAUCAUCAAUGUCACAUACCUUAGAUGAUUCUCACAACCCAACAGGGAAACCUUUCAGUCAACCAACACAAUUCAACAACAUUUCUUCUGGGCAGCUAACAUCAUCUGCCAAAGUUGCUCCUGGACAACCAAUGCCAGCUGUCCAUGCCACUUCUGGGAAACCAGCCACAAACAUUUCUGCUGGACAACCAUUUGCUUCUUUCACCACCAAACUACCAAUACCAAUGAUCAACACCUCUUCCCAACAAACUGCAUUACCUGUGGUCACUUCUGCCAGGCAAAUGCCACCAUCUAUCCAUACUUCUACCAGAAAACUAUCAGUAUCUGUCUAUACUUCCACGCAACAACCAUCAUUAUCUGUCCACACUCCUAGAGAAAGAGAACCAACAUCAACUGUCAAAAAUUCACUUAGGAAAACACCGGGAUUCAUCUUUGAAACUACCACUAGCAAAAAUAUUCCACAUUCUAAUUCAGUAGCUGCCAUAUUAAUUGGUGUAAUUCUGAUCUCUAUGUUGGUAGCUAUAAUUAUGAUUGCACUAUGGAAAUGCCUGAGAAAACCAGUUUUAAGCGAUCAGAAUUGGGCAGGCAGGUCUCCAUUUGCUGAUGGAGAAACCCCUGACGUAUGUAUGGAUAACUUUAGAGAAAAUGAAGAAUCCACAAAACGUACAUCAAUUGUUUCACUUAUGACCUGGAAACCAAGGAAAAGCACACUGUUAGCAGAUGACUUAGACAUUAAGUUGUUUGAAUCAAGUGAAAACAUUGAAGAUUCCAACAACUGCAAAACACAAGAAGUUAAAGAUCAAGUACAUGGUACAUCAGAGGAUAGUGCAGACAGAUCAACAAUUGGCACAGCCGUUUCUUCUUCAGAAGAUGCAGAUCUGCCCCAACCACCUCCCCUUCUUGAUUUGGAAGAACAGGAGAGUAACCAAUCUGAAAAACCCACACUGAUAAUAGAAUUUCCUCUUCCAAAUGAUUCUACUAGUCUCCCUCCAUCUCUGGAUUGUCUCGAUCAAGCCUGUGAAGAUCAUAAAACUGAGAUCAAACAGUCAUUUCCACCUCCUGCUGACUCACUUAACUUGCCCCUGCCACCAGCAGAUCUUAUGAACAAUCAAGAAGAAUUCAACACUGAGAUCCAGAGUGAGGAGUUCUCUAUUCCUCCUGCCUCUGAUCAAGAUCUUAAUGAAUCCUUGCCUCCUCCACCCGUAGAACUGUUGUAAAUAUAUUACAAAGCGCUUUAAAGCUGAUCUUUCAUUCUUUAAUGACUCUCUUGUUUUUCUUCACAUAAUGAGAUAAAUAAAAUGGCAAUAGGUAGCCAAUUUUGAUUUUUACUCAGGAACUAUCUGAAAUCUGCUCAAAGCCCAUGUGCAUAAGUGGAACUUUUAAAAAAAACAGUUAUUUAAUGGUGAUCUAUUUACUAGUUAUAGUACCUGUCUUUAAAAUAGAGUGCAUUUUACAUAUGUGGAUAACAUAACCAUUCUGAAAAAAGCAAUCUACAUAUACUUUUUAUUAAUCAAUAGAUACUUUUUCCUAAAAAGCUGUAUAUAAACUUAUUUUGAAGAAAUAAACUUAUUUUUCCAUUUCAGAAUUUGGGGUGGAGAGAAAUAUGAAGUUAAAUAUGUAUAUACUCCAAGUUUUAAACUAAAUCAAGUAUUAAAUAUUCCAAGUCUGUGGGGGUGAGAGAUUAAAAAGAAUGUUUGAAACCAGAGAA